Hibiscus syriacus is the source of this 1036-nucleotide messenger RNA. RefSeq names its product mitochondrial uncoupling protein 5-like. The record is from RefSeq and is a predicted model, not a curated record. Gene Ontology annotation, molecular function: thiosulfate transmembrane transporter activity; sulfate transmembrane transporter activity; oxaloacetate transmembrane transporter activity. Gene Ontology annotation, cellular component: mitochondrial membrane. Gene Ontology annotation, biological process: thiosulfate transport; malate transmembrane transport; phosphate ion transmembrane transport. NCBI's taxonomy places the organism in Eukaryota, Viridiplantae, Streptophyta, Magnoliopsida, Malvales, Malvaceae. The transcript has a single exon. The coding region runs from base 16 to 975 and encodes 319 amino acids.
UUAAAGAGAAAUAGAAUGGGAGGUGUCAAAGGUUUUGUUGAAGGAGGCAUUGCAUCAAUCGUGGCUGGAUGUUCAACCCACCCUCUUGAUUUAAUCAAAGUUCGUAUGCAACUCCAGGGUGAAACCCAGGUUCCUAACGCCUCCGUUCAAACCCUCCGCCCUUCUUUAGCCUUUCACUCCACCUCCACUGAUGUCCACAUUCCACCAUCCGCGGCGGCGCGUGUUGGACCAAUAGCCACCGGCAUCCGGAUCUUUAAAACUGAAGGCGUCGCAGCUCUUUUCUCUGGGGUCUCUGCCACCAUGCUCCGCCAGACACUCUAUUCCACCACCCGGAUGGGGAUCUACGACAUCCUGAAAGAUAAAUGGUCCGAUAAGGAGACCAAAACCAUGCCUCUCGCCAGCAAGAUCGCGGCUGGGUUAAUCGCCGGAGGGAUCGGCGCUGCCAUCGGGAACCCAGCCGACGUCGCGAUGGUUCGCAUGCAAGCCGACGGUCGCUUACCUCCAUCUCAACGCCGUAACUACACUAGCGUUAUCGACGCUGUCACUCGCAUGAGCAAACAAGAAGGCAUUGUUUCCCUGUGGCGAGGUUCAUCGCUGACGGUGAACCGUGCGAUGUUGGUGACGGCUUCGCAGUUGGCUUCCUACGAUCAAAUCAAAGAAAUAAUUUUGGCAAACGGGUGGAUGAAAGAUGGGCUGGGGACACACGUGGCGGCGAGUUUUUCAGCUGGAUUUGUGGCGGCAGUGAUGACGAAUCCCGUGGAUGUGAUCAAGACAAGGGUAAUGAACAUGAAGGUGGAGCCUGGGAAAAAGCCGCCGUACGCCGGUGCUUUGGAUUGUGCUGUGAAGACGGUGAAAGGGGAAGGGCCCAUGGCUUUAUAUAAAGGGUUUAUACCUACGAUCUCCAGACAGGGACCGUUCACGGUGGUGCUUUUUGUCACGUUGGAACAGGUCCGGAAGUUGCUUAAGAAUUUUUGAGGUAUUUUCGACAAUAAAGACGACGACGAAUCUUAGGAAUAAUAUGUUGUAAGUUACGUAA